This is a messenger RNA of Colletotrichum lupini, 378 nucleotides long. RefSeq lists its product as uncharacterized. The coding region runs from base 1 to 378 and encodes 125 amino acids. The record is from RefSeq and is a predicted model, not a curated record. The transcript is spliced from 3 exons. NCBI's taxonomy places the organism in Eukaryota, Fungi, Ascomycota, Sordariomycetes, Glomerellales, Glomerellaceae.
AUGUCGUGCCGCACCGCGCUCCUCACAUCGUCUCUGCCGCUAUUUCAUGUUGGUGUAUUUGCGUCGUUUACCGCCCCCGUCAACAUUGACCAGUUUCGUGAACAAGGCAUGGCAUGGCAUAACAUGGCAAUGGUUCCGUGCCGCGUUGGCCACUUGGGACCGCCUGACACGAGUAAUCAUAAUGGCAGCCGAAGAUAUGGCCGAGCUCGCGAUAUGGAGACACAACCUAACACCAGGAUACCGGACACCAGCUUGCCAUUUGGUGGUGAGGGCUUGGUAAGGCUGGUACGGCCGCCCGGCGCCGCUUUCAACCCCAUGUCCGAAUGCGGCAAUCAGCUAGAUGCUCUUUCGGACACAGAGAAGCCAGCGACGGCAUAG